Molecule: messenger RNA, 1257 nt
Organism: Kwoniella shivajii
Lineage: Eukaryota; Fungi; Basidiomycota; Tremellomycetes; Tremellales; Cryptococcaceae
Exons: 4
Coding region: 1-1257 (418 amino acids)
Biological process (GO): mitotic cell cycle
Cellular component (GO): DASH complex; mitotic spindle
Source: RefSeq, a predicted model, not a curated record
AUGGAUUCACCUUUACUUCCACAAUUCAAUCGAAAGAGUCUGAUUGAUGAAUCGUUAUUGGUUGAUCCUGAUUCAUCAUUAUUAGCAGAUUUAUCAUUGGGGGAUAUACCUUCUUCACCUAAUAACUCAUCUUCAUACCAUGUUUUCACUGGCACUGGAGAUCAACGUCAAAGGGGGGAAUACGGAUUAGGUAAUUCCCUUGGAUCAUCUUCAACCUCUUCAACAACAACAACAACGUCAUCGGCGAUAAAAGGGGAUAAAUCUAAUAUUCCCAAUCAACAUCGAAAGGUGAAUAUAGAUCACCAAUUAGAUGACUAUGAUGAUCGAGAUGAAGAUAAUGACACACCCAUUAAAACAAAAAUAACGAAACAGAAUGAUAAUAAUAGUAAUAAUAAUAAUAACAACAAUAAUAACCAAAAACCGAAACCCAGAUUUUCACUAUUCGCUGCACCUCGUCCACCUUCUUCUGAAGACAUCCACGAUCAACGUGAAGAUGGACAUGAGCAUGACCAAGAAGGGGACGAAGAAGGAGAUGAUCAAACCAUUCACGGUACAUCUGGUCAAAUGAUCGAGCAAGAGGAAGCAAGUGGAAGUGGAAGUGGGAUGAGACAAAGACAAACUACAGUUGAAAAAGAAGACAAACUGAGAUCGAGCUUGUAUGAGUUGAGAAAGAUGAAUGAGGUUUUCGAAGGUGUUAUAGGUGCUUUAGAAGGUGUCAGAGGGCAUAAUCAAAGACUAGCGGAUAGAGUCCAACAAACAUCAGCUCUGCUAGAUGAAUACACUUCCAUCAUGGGUCAAGCAGAACAUACCCAAAAAUUAUUGAUGAAUCCCAAAUGGACAGGAAGUAGUGAUGACGCAGAAGCUAUACAAGCAGCCGAACAAGCUCGUGUGUUAUCUAUACAAAGAGCGGAAGAAAAUAGCAGACGUGUGGCGGAAUCAGCCAGAUUAGCAGAAGAAGAAAGAGAACGAAGAUCACUUGAGAGGGAGAAGAGCGAUUCCUCGAGAGGAAGAGGCAGAGGCAGAGGUGUAGGAGUCAGAGGAGGUGGAGUGGCAAGUGGUGUACCAACUGCCGCAAGGGGACGAGGUACAGGUAUUCCCCGUCCAUCAGUAGCCCCUUCAAGACCUCCUACGACAGGUAUCAAGAGAGGUUCAGGUACAGGUACGACUAAUACAAAUACAAUGGGUACUUCAACCGGUGGAGGUGGUUUGGGAGGUCAAUAUUCUCAUGUUAAAAGUAGUGGAUACGGUCCUCGUUGA